Messenger RNA from Durotheca rogersii, 888 nucleotides. RefSeq names its product 40S ribosomal protein s17. The record is from RefSeq and is a predicted model, not a curated record. Gene Ontology annotation, molecular function: structural constituent of ribosome. The coding region runs from base 90 to 647 and encodes 185 amino acids. The transcript has 3 exons. Gene Ontology annotation, cellular component: ribosome. Lineage: Eukaryota; Fungi; Ascomycota; Sordariomycetes; Xylariales; Xylariaceae. Gene Ontology annotation, biological process: translation.
CACCAACUAACUUGGACAAAUUUCACAUCUCCGGCGUCAAACUCGCAUCCUCGUUCCCCGACUACCAGCACACAGCCAGCACCGCGAAGAUGGGACGAGUACGAACAAAGACCGUCAAGAAGUCCGCCAAGGUCAUUAUUGAACGCUACUACCCCCGACUCACCUUGGACUUUGAGACAAACAAGCGAGUCUGUGAUGAGAUAGCCAGUAUCGCGUCCAAGCGCCUGCGCAACAAGGUCAGCAACAUGCAGCCCUCCCGACGUCCUGCUGGGGCUGUACGGGCGACGGAAUUGGGGAGAGAAGAAAGCGUCACGGGAGCGAAUUCCGUCAUCCUCGUUAUACUAACCCGAAACCCACAGAUUGCCGGCUACACGACCCAUUUAAUGAAGCGAAUCCAGCGAGGACCCGUCCGCGGUAUUUCCUUCAAGCUGCAAGAAGAAGAGCGAGAACGCAAGGACCAAUACGUCCCCGAGGUUUCUGCUCUCGACUUCACCCAGACUGAGGCCGGCCAGCUUGACAUCGACGUCGAGACAAAAGAUUUACUGAAGCACCUUGGCUUCGACAGUAUCCCCGUCAACGUCGUCCCCGUCACGCAGCAGCAGUCCAUCGAGCGGCCCCGACGAUAUAAUGACCGCCCCCAGCGGUAGAGGGUGGGCCGCAGCUUCACAAAUUAAGAAAAGGGGGAAAAAGGUCCGGAAAAUGACCAGAUCUUUUCCGUGCUCGAGGUGUCCCCGAUUCUCUGGCGCUCGCCGGAGAUGACGGUUGAUUGCCAUUUUCCCUCUCCCCUUCCGGUGCGACGCAGGUGACUCGUUACCAGCCCAAUCCACUUAAGCAGAGGUAGGUUGUAACCGUCUGUAGCAUACAAACGACUAUAGCUGGAUACUAUUC